Wasmannia auropunctata (little fire ant) is the source of this 4456-nucleotide messenger RNA. Its product is annotated as xanthine dehydrogenase/oxidase-like. Bases 403 to 4206 code for a protein of 1267 amino acids. Gene Ontology annotation, molecular function: oxidoreductase activity; 2 iron, 2 sulfur cluster binding; iron ion binding. The record is from RefSeq and is a predicted model, not a curated record. NCBI's taxonomy places the organism in Eukaryota, Metazoa, Arthropoda, Insecta, Hymenoptera, Formicidae. The transcript is spliced from 19 exons.
UUUCUCCCUGUUGUGCAACUGAUUUUACACUCGAUCGCCUCGCCGAGGCCGUUAACGUCACGAUCGGGAACGCGGUGAUGAUAUUUUCGUCGGGGGUCUCAACAAACUAUGACCUUCUCAAAAACUCGUCAAAGUUGUUUGUACGGUCAGCGUCAGACUAUGCGCGAUUCGUGAUUCGAGAUUCACGAGUUCGAUAUUUGUAUGAGAUUCGCGAACAGUGUGAAUAUAUAGAUACAUAUUGAUCAAGUUCGUGCACUCGUGCCGAUUCGCCAGCAAAACAGAUUUUAUGACGAAAGGAUCAAAGAGCGAAUCACCACGGCGUACGUAUAUCUGAUAAGACUCGUGUAAACAUAUAUUGGACGAACGGAUCACCAGUGUGUGCAUUGGCACAAUUGACGAAAGAUGCCAACGAUAAUGAAGGGUGAAAAAUCCAUUAAUUUUACCAUAAAUGGAACACCAUACACGAUCUCGAGGGACAUACCAGCUGACACGUCCCUCAACGUCUAUAUUCGCGACCAUGCGAAACUCCGCGGCACAAAAGCCAUGUGCCACGAGGGUGGCUGCGGCGCCUGUAUCGUGGCCGCGGAAAUCAAGGGUCAGACAAUGGCUGUGAACUCCUGCCUCGUACCGAUACUAAUCUGCGACGGAUGGGCGAUUCACACAAUCGAAGGUAUAGGAAAUAAACGAGAUGGUUAUAACUCGAUUCAAGCCGCGCUCGCCGGGAAAAAUGGCUCGCAAUGUGGGUACUGCUCUCCUGGCAUGGUAAUGAAUCUUUACAGCCUUCUGCAGAACAAGAAAUUGACUAUGCAGGAAAUCGAGAAUUCCUUCGGUAGUAACAUCUGCCGGUGUACAGGCUAUCGCCCGAUUUUGGACACGGUUAAGGGAUAUGCCAGCGAUGCGAUUCCACAACUGGCGAAGGACAUUCGCGAUAUCGAGGAGAUCUACAACAUCAAGACCUGUCCGAAGAACGGAAUGCCGUGCAAAGGCAAAUGCGCCAACAAACAUCUCUCAGAUGGAAAUACGGAAACGGUGGAUAUAAAGUUGGCGGACGUGGAAUUCUAUAAAGUUUACUCGAUCGAGAAUCUAUUCGCGGUAUUUCGAGAGAAACCGGAUGGAACGUAUAUAUUAAACGGCGGAAACACAGCACAUGGUGUUUAUCGGACGGGCAAACACGACCUUCGCAUCGAUAUAAACGACAUCCCGGAUUUGCGUCGCAUUGAGAAAACUAACGAGUCCCUGACCCUGGGCGGAGGUGUGUCUCUCACCACGGCGAUGGAGACCUUUGAGAAGUACUCGUCCGAGGCCGGAUUCAAGCAUCUUCAUCACCUGGCCCAUCACAUCGAUCUGAUCGCCAGCGUGCCCGUGCGUAACAUCGGCAGCAUCGCCGGCAACCUGAUGAUCAAGCAUGCCCACCACGAGUUCCCGUCCGAUCUGUUCCUGAUGCUAGAGACCGCCGGCACCCAGAUACACAUCCUCGAGGCACCGGGCGCCAAGAAGAGUAUGAUGCUGCAGGAGUUUUUGCAGACGGACAUGCGUCACAAGAUCAUCUACAGCGUGGUGUUGCCGGCGCUGUCCGACGAUUACGAGUACAGAUCCUACAAGAUCAUGCCCAGAGCCCAGAACGCCCACGCUCACAUCAACGCCGGAUUCCUCUUCAAACUCGACGGCGGCGGCAAGGUGCUGGAGAAGCCUAACAUCAUAUUCGGCGGCAUUAACGAGCAUUUUUUGCACGCAAAAAACACGGAGCAACUGCUGGUGGGUAAAUCUAUCCUCGACAAGCAAGUGCUAAAGACAGCCUUGGAAACGUUGCAUAAUGAAUUGCAACCCGACCAUGUGCUGCCGGAUUAUUCGCCGGAAUUUCGUAAGACUCUUGCCGAAGGACUAUUCUACAAAUUUGUGCUGAGCAUCAAGCCGGAGAAUAUGAAUUCAAAACUUCGCAGUGGCGGCUCCAUUUUAAAACGAGAGCUCUCUUCAGGUACGCAGGACUAUGACACAGACAAAAAUGUAUGGCCGGUGAGCAAGCCUAUGGUAAAGUUGGAGGCGAUCCAACAGACGUCGGGCGAGGCUCAGUAUUGCAACGAUCUACCGCCGUUUCCCGGAGAAGUAUUCUGCGCCUUCGUUCUUUCGAAAGUCGGUAAUGGUAAGAUAGAAAGCAUAGACGCGAGCAAGGCGCUUGCUAUGAAGGGCGUGGUGGCGUUUUUCAGCGCCAAGGACAUACCCGGCAAGAAUUUGUGCAUCUCGGCCGCCGAUCAGCUGAUGAUGCUGAUAAAUGACGAAGUGUUGUUUGCCGAAAAAGACGUUAUCUAUGCCGGUCAGCCGAUCGGUGUGAUCGCCGCCGAGACGCAUAAUCUGGCUCACGAAGCCGCACAAUUAGUGGAGAUCAAAUACACCGAGACUCUAAAGAGGAAGCCGGUGAUAAGUAUCGAAGAUGCGCUCGCUUCGAAGGACGAUAGCAGAUUCAUGCAGGGCAUCAGCGUUCCAGCGAAAAAGAAAGGAAAGAAUGUUAAACAAACGAUAAAAGCCGUUUUCCAUUGCGGCAGUCAGUACCAUUAUACCAUGGAGACUCAGUCCUGCGUUUGCGUUCCUGCGGAGGAUGGUAUGGACGUCUAUCCAACGUCUCAAUGGCUAGAUCUCACUCAAGUAUCGAUUGCGAAUUGUCUCGCUGUUAAGAAUAAUAGUAUCAAUGUCCACAUCAGACGAAUCGGCGGUGGGUACGGAGCAAAAAUCUCGCGGAACGCAGUAAUCUCGUGUACCUGCGCGUUGGUAUGCCACAAACUGAAUCGCCCGGCACGAUUCAUCACAUCUCUCGAGAGCAAUAUGCAAUCGCAAGGCAAAAGAAUUUCUACGCGCCAAGAAUACGAAGUUGGUGUGGAUAACGAAGGGGUUAUUCAGUAUCUCGAUUCGAGACAUUGGCACAACGCAGGCUGUAACUUCAAUGACCCUCACGCUUGGGUCGUAGUGCACCAUUUCGAAAGCUGUUACUCGAACGAGUGCUGGACAAUCAACGGAUUCGAAGUACGAACUGAUUUACCAUCAAACUCGUAUUGUCGUGCGCCAGGAUCCACGGAAGGAGUGGCUAUGAUCGAAAAUAUAAUGGAGCACAUUGCGCGAGUGUUGAAGAAGGACCCGCUACAGGUCAAAUUGGCGAAUAUGAACGACGUGGAUAAGGCCGCGUUGGAACCCAUGAUAAAGGGCUUGGCGAAAUCGGCUGAUUACGAGAUGCGGAAACGGGCCGUUGAUACGUUCAACAACGAGAAUCGCUGGAAGAAAAAGGGCAUCGCCCUGGUACCAAUGAAAUAUCCAUUCGCGUACUGGGGUCAAUUCAACGCUAUGGUGUCGAUCUGCGCUCGUGACGGCACGGUUUGCGUGACGCACGGUGGGGUCGAAUGCGGUCAGGGUAUAAAUACCAAGGUCGCUCAAAUAGCAGCUUACACUUUGGGUAUUGACGUAAGUUUAGUCAACGUCAAACCAACCAAUAAUAUAGUAACGCCGAACAACGCGGUUACCGGAGGCAGUGUUACGAGCGAGUCUUGUGGAUAUGCAACGAUUCAAGCUUGCAAAGAACUCUUGAAGAGACUCGAACCGAUAAAAAAAGAGAUGAAGAACCCAAGCUGGCGGGAGCUCGUUUUUACGGCGUAUCUAAAGGAUGUUGAUUUAUGCGCGCGUCAUAUGUACGCGCCCACGCAAGACGAUGCGCUCAAGCCUUACGCCAUUUACGGUGUCACCAUUGCCGAAGUGGAGAUCGAUCUGUUGACCGGCCAGCACAUUAUCAAGAGGGUCGACUUAGUGGAAGACGCCGGGAUAAGCUUAAAUCCGGAGAUCGACGUCGGUCAGGUGGAGGGAGCUUUCGUGAUGGGGAUAGGAUACUGGACUUCCGAGGAGCUGGUGUACGAUUCUAAAACAGGAGCGUUGACAAAUGACAGAACUUGGAAUUAUAAACCGCCAGGAGUGAAGGAUAUUCCUGAGGACUUCCGCGUGUCUUUCCGCAGAAACUCACCUAACACACUCGGUGUUCUUCGAUCAAAAGCGACCGGUGAACCACCGCUUUGCAUGAGUUAUGUAAUCCCGCUCGCGUUCCGUUACGCGUUAAAUUCCGCUAGAGCGGACGUGGGAAAUAAGGAAGCUUGGUACGAUUUAGAUGCACCAUACACCAACGAACGCAUACUUCUAAGUAGUUUAACCAACAAGGAUAACAUGAUACUGUGAGAGCAGAAGUGAUAUUUGCGAAUAAAUUGAUGCUUAAAUUAAAUCUUAUGUUUAUUGUCGUUUUUUAGAUCACUAGAAUAAAUUUAGAGAUCCUGUACAAAACAAUUUACCUUGUUACUUUUCAUUGAUAUAAGCAAUGUUAGAGUAAUAACGGGACCAGAAAACAAUUCAGUUAGUUAAUAGAUUUUAAGCGUAAUUAAGCGUAACAAUUUUUUAUGGUAAAUAUUUUUAAUAAAUAUUCUUUACUAAA